AUGGAUCGAUCAGGAAACAACCAGCACGGCCAACAUCUCGCAGGCGCUGGACCAGCCCCUGAUGCCACUGCCACUCCAAUCGCUCAUCGCAUCGACCACGACGGCCCGGACUCUGCUUGGGACAACGUCAACCUCUUCCGGGACCUCUGCUGGGGCGAAUUAUUCGAUGGGUUGAUACAUCUAGAUGACAUUUGCGGUACUUUCAUCCUGGGGCUUAUUCCAAUCAUCACUCACGGAGAUCUGAAGGACAACAACAAUGCUCUGUGUGCAAGAAUUCCUGGAGCUGCGCCAAUCAAGGACAGUGGCGUCACGGAUCGGUGGGAGGAUGCUUUACGACAUGCUUGUCCAAAUAAUGUCGAGUACGAAGAGGAGCACAAGAGGAUCUGCAAGGCUCGUAGAGCGACUUACGAUAAGCCAAGGAGGCUGUAG
Messenger RNA from Fulvia fulva, 429 nucleotides. RefSeq lists its product as uncharacterized. Bases 1 to 429 code for a protein of 142 amino acids. The record is from RefSeq and is a predicted model, not a curated record. The transcript has a single exon. NCBI's taxonomy places the organism in Eukaryota, Fungi, Ascomycota, Dothideomycetes, Mycosphaerellales, Mycosphaerellaceae.